Messenger RNA from Haemorhous mexicanus (house finch), 2924 nucleotides. RefSeq names its product homeobox A2 (gene HOXA2). The transcript is spliced from 2 exons. The record is from RefSeq and is a predicted model, not a curated record. Gene Ontology annotation, molecular function: DNA-binding transcription factor activity, RNA polymerase II-specific; DNA binding. Bases 1765 to 2901 code for a protein of 378 amino acids. NCBI's taxonomy places the organism in Eukaryota, Metazoa, Chordata, Aves, Passeriformes, Fringillidae. Gene Ontology annotation, biological process: regulation of DNA-templated transcription.
UUGGCAACUCCGAAAAUAGAGCGAGACGGCACCUCAUCGCGCUGGCGAUGGUUUCUGGCUCCUGGAGGACGCGGAGAGCGGCUCGGAAGCGCCUUCCCCCGGCCCCCGGCGCACCCCACCCCGCCGUGCACCCCGGGCUCUGCGGGCAAGCAAGCCCCGUCCGGGCUGUCUAGGGCGGCUGUGACCAUAGGAUUCAUCGGGUUGGUGAUUGUGGCCACCAUUGUCAUCACUCUCCCUGUCGCCUCAGUAUGGUUGGAAAAUUAUGCCAAAAGCAUCCAAAUUCUGGACUUGCCUCGACCUGGCGGGGGUGACUGGAGGCGGCGGCGGCAAGAGCCAAGCAUCGGAGGCGAGUGCAGUCUCUCAAGUCAGAACCCCGCAGCAUUUUCGCUCUGUCUGGCCCCUUGAAAACAAACCCGCUACCAGCCCAUAUAUUUCCUGGUAAUCGAAAAUACUCACCAGACCCAGCCUACUACGGUUAUUAAGCAAAUUAUGCCAGCAGACGGGAGUAUCGUUUGCAAGCUAAGGCACGGGAUAUAUACUUUUUUUUAAAGAGUAAACAGCCAGACGCAUUUGCAGCCUCGCGAUUUGGCUCGCCCAGAGAGGUUCUCCUAGGGUUAUGUGUUACGGUCCAAUCCCGGGAAGCCAACUGGAGAGGGAAGUCAUGAAGCGCCAGGGCUGCUGCCUAUGUGACUCUUCCCCUCGAAGCAAGGUUGCUGAGGAAGAUCCUGAUAAACAAUGGCUCAGCACCGGCGACCGAUUGUUCUCCAUACUGUACACCCGAUAGCCAUCAAAAAAGAAGAAGAAAAAAAAAAGAGGAAAAGUGGAAAAAAAGAAAAAAAAAAGAGAGAAAAACCAAACAAGAACACAAAGCCAAACAAACAAGCAACCAAACAAAAAAUACAAAGGAGCCCAUUGAGGCUGAGUUGGGAAGGAGAAACUAGUUUUGGAGAAAGUGCUAUUCCUAGGAAAAAAUCAAGACCCUCUGCUUCAGACUCCUGCUUGGGUGCAACUUCUUAUGCGGGGGCCUGACGGUGUCAAAACUUUGAAGAUUAAUGGAUUACUUUGUUAAUGACUCAAGGCGUCAGAUUGAGGUGCUUAAAUGAUUUGUGAGGUGCAAAGCGUUUUCCUGACAGUCCCAAACAAUGAGAGAAGAGUGUGCGGGUGGAUGCGAGGAAGGCAGCAGGCUGCAGGACAAGCAGCCACACACACACACACACACACAACACGCACACACACACACACACACACACACACACACACACACACACACACGCACACACACACACACUCUCGCAGCCUCUCUCACAAACAUAUCCACGCGCACGCACCCUACUCCCCACCCCCGAUCAUUUCAGAUUAGGACGCCAAGGGGAUAGAUACUCGAGAUAUCAUUUCCCCUUUUAAAAAAAAGUGUAAAUAAAGCCUUUCUGGCCCCCAAUGAGGCGUUCCUUCCCGACUUUUUUGGAUCAAUCAAACAGACAGUGGCUUCUUUUGAUUAAAGCCCAAAUUGUCAUUGGGCAGAGGCAAUCAUGUGACAGCCAAUUCGGUCCAAUUUCAACCUUGUCUCCAUGAAUUCAAUAGUUUAAUAGUAGCACGGUCCCCAUACGGCUGUAAUCAGUGAAUUAGAAAAAAAACACCCCACCAGCGAUCUUCUAUGCUAUAUUUUUUUUCUCCUCUCUCUCCUUUUUCCUGGGCCUUCCCCUCCCCCCGAGGCCCCUGAAUCCGAGGGAACUUUUUCUCCGCGGGGGCUGCCAGUUGAAGGCCAUGAAUUUCGCAUUUGAGCGAGAGAUCGGUUUUAUCAAUAGCCAGCCAUCGCUUGCUGAGUGCCUGACAUCUUUUCCCCCUGUCGGUGAUACAUUUCAAAGUUCAUCAAUCAAGAACUCGACGCUUUCACACUCGACACUGAUUCCUCCUCCUUUCGAGCAGACCAUCCCCAGCCUGAACCCCGGCAGCCACCCUCGCCACAGCGGCGGCGGUCGCCCCAAGGCGAGCCCCCGCGGCCGCAGCGGCAGCCCGGGCCCCGCCGGCGCCCCGCCGCCCCCGGAGUACCCCUGGAUGAAAGAGAAAAAGGCGUCCAAGCGAUCCGCGCUGCCACCCGCUUCGGCCUCCGCCUCAGCCGCUGGACCUGCCUGCCUCAGCCACAAAGACCCCCUUGAAAUCCCCGAUAGCGGUAGCGGUGGAUCUAGGCGCCUGAGGACGGCUUACACCAACACCCAGCUUUUGGAGCUAGAGAAAGAAUUUCAUUUCAACAAGUAUCUCUGUAGACCAAGGAGGGUUGAGAUUGCAGCCUUGCUGGAUCUGACUGAGAGACAAGUCAAAGUCUGGUUCCAGAACAGGAGGAUGAAGCACAAGAGACAGACCCAGUGCAAGGAGAAUCAAAACAGCGAGGGGAAAUUUAAGAACUUAGAGGACCCCGAAAAAGCAGUGGACGAGGAGGAAGAGGAGGAGGAGGAGAAAUCCCUCUUCGAGCAAGCCCUCAGCAACGUCUCCGGCGCUCUCCUGGAGCGGGAAGGCUACGCUUUCCAGCAAAAUGCCCUCUCCCAGCAGCAGGCGCAGAAUGCGCACAAUGGCGAAUCCCAAACUUUCCCCGUUUCGCCUUUAACGAGCAAUGAGAAAAAUCUGAAACAUUUUCAACAUCAGUCACCCACUGUUCAAAACUGCCUCUCAACAAUGGCCCAGAACUGUGCAGCUGGCCUGAACAAUGACAGUCCUGAGGCCCUAGAUGUCCCUUCUUUACAGGACUUCAACGUUUUCUCCACAGAUUCCUGCCUACAGCUUUCAGAUGCAGUUUCCCCCAGUUUGCCAGGAUCUCUGGACAGUCCCGUAGAUAUCUCUGCUGACAGUUUUGACUUUUUUACAGACACACUCACCACAAUUGACUUGCAGCAUCUGAAUUACUAAGAAAUUAAAGAAGUCCUCCCCAA